AUGCCAUUCGGAGCGGGGUUAGGAAGCGGAAGCGAAGCUGGAGGCGAAUUCCGAAGGCGCCGCCGCCGCCGCCGCUGCCGCCCGGGGUGACGGGAUCAGUCUGGUUGAAAGAACAGAGGACUAAGCACAUGGACUGGAGAUUGCAAGGGAGUACUCAGAAAGUAGAAUCACCUGUGCUGCAGGGGGAAGAAGGCAUCCUAGAGGAGACAGGUGAAGAUGGACUUCCUGAAGGCUUCCAGCUUCUGCAGAUUGAUGCAGAAGGCGAGUGCCAGGAGGGAGAGACCCUGGCCACAGGCAGUACAGCAUGGUGCUCGAAAAAUGUCCAGAGAAAACAGAGACACUGGGAAAAGAUAGUUGCAGCAAAGAAGAGCAAAAGAAAGCAAGAAAAAGAACGAAGAAAAGCCAAUCGUGCAGAAAAUCCAGGUAUCUGCCCCCAGCACAGCAAACGUUUCCUGAGAGCUCUAACCAAAGAGAAACUUUUGGAAGCCAAACACUCAGGACCAAGACUGUGUAUCGAUUUGAGUAUGACCCACCACAUGUCAAAGAAGGAAUUAAGUAGACUGGCUGGACAGAUUCGAAGGUUGUAUGGUUCAAACAAAAAAGCUGACAGGCCAUUUUGGAUCUGCCUCACUGGAUUCACAAUAGACAGUCCCCUUUAUGAAGAGUGUGUGAGGAUGAAUGAUGGAUUUUCUAGUUACCUGCUAGAUAUAAAAGAAGAAGACUGCUUUAGUUUAUUUCCUCUGGAAACCCUUGUGUACCUGACUCCUGACUCAGAACAUGCUCUUGAAGAUGUUGAUCUAAACAAAGUUUACAUCCUCGGUGGGCUUGUGGAUGAAAGCAUUCAGAAGAAGGUGACAUUUCAAAAGGCCUGGGAGUACUCUGUCAAGACUGCACGCUUGCCAAUCCAGGAAUACAUGGUCAGAAACCAGAAUGGGAAAAACUAUCAUUCAGAGAUCCUGGCCAUCAAUCAAGUGUUUGAUAUCCUGUCGACUUACUUAGAGACUCGCAACUGGCCUGAAGCAUUGAAGAAAGGAGUUACUUCAGGAAAAGGCUAUAUUCUUCGGAACUCAGUGGAAUGAUGGGCCUAAGAUUGCAGGAGAGAGAACUUUCAGGAUCAUGAAAAUAUUUUGCAGAAGGAAUGAAUGCCAUUAAGGACUUUUCGACCAGCUGCUGGCACCUAUAAGUCUGGUUGCUCAAAGUUUUAUCUGAGACUGUAGAGGCACAGACUUUUCCCCUAUCUUCCUGGCAACUCUCCCUCCUUUACACCCUACCCCAUAAAAACGCCUGCUGUCAUCUCUUUGUUAAGCUGCAGUUGAGAGAUCUUUCUCUUCUGCUUUCUUGCUUUGGCCCAGUUGAACAAUCCUUUCUCUAUCUCCAAGCACCUGUGUCUUAGCGUUUGGCUUCAGCUCUGCAUCAGGUACAUGAGCCUGAAUUUGGGGUUACAUAACAUUAGUGUGACACUUGGGGAAAUUGCCAAAUUGACCUUUGGAAAGGUUGGACCAGAAUGUAGCUUUCUGGACUCCUCCCAGAACUUCCUCUUUAUAACUAAUCUUUGUUAGUUUAGAAGUUGGAAAGGUGGCAUCUCACGGUUGCUUUUCUUUACAGACUAGUGAGGUUGGGCAUGUAUUCCUUUUAACCAACAACACUAGUUGAGCAUUUGCUUUCAGCCAGGAAUUGAGCUGGGGAGGCAGCUGAGUCCUGGUCCCUGCCCUUGGGGGAGUUCACUGUCUCCACAUGAAGAUAGCAAGUGUUAAGGUGGAUGCAACAACCUGAAUAGAGUGUCAGCCCUGAGGGUACAGAGGAUGAAAUAGUUAUCUCUACAAGGAAGGAAGGCAGGGGUCAGGAUAGGUGUUACAAAGGAAGUGAUAAUUUGAGUGAAAUUUUUUUUUAGUUUACUAGUUUCUAAAAUUAUAAAUGAACUACAUGCUAAUUUACAUACUGAAAUUAACCAUAAAAGUCCAUGAAAGUAUUGUUAACAUCUUUACUCAAAUACAGGAUUUAAUCUAAAAACAUAAAUGCCCACAGUUAUCACUGCACAAAUGAGAGACUACUUGCUACAGAUGUUUUUACACAAGGAUCAUAACUUCUCAAACAGGAUUUAUUGUAAAAAGUAAAAGAACACUUUUGUGUUUUUUUUGAGAUGGAGUCUUGGUCUGUUGCCCAGGCUGGAGUACAGUGAUGCGAUCUUGGCUCACAGAAAACCUUCGCCUCCCGGGUUCAAGCAAUUCUCCUGCCUCAGCCUCCCAAGUAGUUGGGACUACAGGCAUGCACCACCACACCUGGCUAAAUUUUUGUAUUUUUAGUAGAGAUGGGGUUUUGCCGCAUGGGUCAGCCUGGUCUUGAACUCCUGACCUCAGGUGAUCUGCCCACCUCGGCCUCCGAAAGUGCUGGGAUUACAGGUGUGAGCUGCCACUCCCAGCCCAGAACACACUUUUUCUUACCAACUACUAUUUUAAAUGUGUUAGCAAUUCCAUAAAAUAUAGUUUCCUCACCAUCAUUCCCCAAAUCUGAACUAAUUCUGUUGGUUAGAUUCCUAUGUGGAAUAACAUUCAAGUUUGGUCUUGGUGUAUCACAAUACAGGACUGAUUUUAAAUACUCAAAAUUACUUGGUUUUCUGGUUUCCAAUAGCUUUGGCAUUUAUCUGCAUUUCUCAAGCAAGGAAACAUCUUUCUAGUUCAUGUUUAUUUUCAUUUUGUAGUGUGUGUGUGUGCCUGUGUCAUGGCACCCUUUGUUAGAGAAGAGCCCCAACCUCCUAGAGAAUACCAAGAAAUAGCAAGACUCCAAAGGAGAUGACUAAGCAAGAAAGCAGGUUCACCUGCCACAACUCCAUUGGUAACAAUGUAGAUGAAAUUUGGUGGAUCAGACGAAGCAAUUUAUUAUUCAAUACAGCAUACAGUGGAAGUAUCAGCAUGGUAUAGCACUGGUUGGCCUGUCCUCAAGUCCUAUGGAGUAAAUGCAAUGGGCCCGGACAGUGGUUGCACAUGCAGCAAUUUGCACCACAACUGAGGGAUCCAGGGCCAAGGGCCUAACAUCUUUUGUAGCAAGUGGCAAACAAACCAGCCUCCUUCCCUGAGGGAGUGAGCUGUUGCAUGGUAGUUAUGCUGUGGUCAUCUUAACCUACUUAAAUACCAAUGUGACUAGCUAGAAAUGGUUCAGUAUUAGAGGAAAGUUAGGCCUUGUGUUUGGCAUACUUAGCAAGCACAUGCAGAGAUGCUCAAGGCCACAGCAGACUGCCUUUCCCAAUAGAAGUCAAGGCCUGUCAUCAUCUGACUCUAGCUUAUCUCUGCAGUAUCAUCUCAUGCAAUUUUUUUUAAUGCUCUAAGUUUUUUUUUUUUUUUUUUUUUUUAAUCAUUCUGGACUAUUCACCAAGGCCACUUUAGCUGUUGUAUUCUUCUAGCUACCGAUUCUCUCCUCUUAUCUCCUGCCACACAGUAAGAUUCCUGAGCACAGACAGUAACUCCUCAAUAAAUAUAAGGCUGAAAGGGCCUGAAAUUGUGACAACUA
Molecule: messenger RNA, 3504 nt
Organism: Chlorocebus sabaeus (green monkey)
Lineage: Eukaryota; Metazoa; Chordata; Mammalia; Primates; Cercopithecidae
Gene: TRMT10B
Product: tRNA methyltransferase 10B
Biological process (GO): tRNA N1-guanine methylation
Cellular component (GO): nucleus; nucleoplasm
Molecular function (GO): tRNA binding
Source: RefSeq, a predicted model, not a curated record